Cynoglossus semilaevis (tongue sole) is the source of this 4275-nucleotide messenger RNA. RefSeq names its product multiple epidermal growth factor-like domains protein 9. The record is from RefSeq and is a predicted model, not a curated record. The coding region runs from base 154 to 1929 and encodes 591 amino acids. Gene Ontology annotation, biological process: animal organ morphogenesis; tissue development. Lineage: Eukaryota; Metazoa; Chordata; Actinopteri; Pleuronectiformes; Cynoglossidae. The transcript is spliced from 6 exons.
CGUAGGUAAAGCGUUGACUGUGCUGCUCCACUCUGGGGCCAAAGCAACGGUAGCACUGGAAGAAAGACAAAUGGUGGAGGAGCGCGUCAAGUCAGGGAGAAAAGGUCUGAGAAAGACCGGUAGCGCGGCUUACAUGGAGAGCUGAGAGCCGCUAUGAGCUCCACGUCCUCAAUGAUGUACAUAUCUCCGCUGCUGACAUUUAUUUUAUAUGUAUAUAUUGGAUUUUCUAACGCUGCACCUCGCAUCAAUCUUUACGAUGCGCCGCAACUGUCCAACGGGAAACCGGAUCCAGCCUCCGGCACCUGGGACACCUUCCGCACCGACUUGCCUUCUCAUCUUUACGGGAGAAGGCCGCCAACUGUCGGGCCUGUGGCAGCCGCUUUCCCACCGACUGAGGCUGAAACCUCCAUACUGCUUCACAACCCAGCCACUCGUGAGAGUGGAAAGCGCUCAGCCGCAGAUGAAUUAGCUGCGGCCAUUUCUAAAUUGUCCAGCGCACGGAAAAGGUCCACGGAUGGUCUACCGUACGUGGAGAAAACGCUGCAGACAACUGGGUCCAGACUUACUCAGCGGUCAGACAAUGAUGCCUGGGCUGCCGUUGCUACUCCGCUCUCUGGACCAUAUGUUUCACCACCAGAGAAUAGUCAAGAGCUCCUGUGUAACUGCAGCAGUGGGAACGAGGGGAUUUCAGAUCCCAACGAGUGUGACCAGACCACCGGUCAGUGUGAGUGUCUGACGGGAUACGCCGGCCUGCAGUGUGAGGACUGCUUUGAGGGCUUCUUCACAAAUGGCACCAGUGGCUGUCUGCCCUGUUCAUGUGACUCCUUCGGAGCCGUUGACCACCUCUGUGACAGCUCAGGAAUAUGUGUGUGCAAGAUGGGUGUGUAUGGCCCUAAGUGUGACGAGUGCCACCCAGGAUUCUUCCACUUCAGCACCACUGGCUGUCGACCCUGCCAGUGUAACAACCACACCAGCUACUGCCACCCACAGUCCGGAGUGUGUUUGAACUGUGAGGGAAACACACAGGGAUCUAACUGUGAGGUGUGUAAGCCUGCCUUCUACCGCCGCCAUGGAGCCGCACCGACGGAUGCCUGUUUACCGUGUCCCUGCUCCAACAGCACAUCCAGCGGCACCUGUCACAUAGAUUCCAGUGGUUCCCCAGUGUGUGACCAGUGCCUUCAUCAGUACAGCGGCUCACAGUGUGACAAGUGCAGCGCUGGCUUCCACAAAGUGUCUGGUGCCUGCGUUCCCUGCGACUGCAGCGGUAAUGCAGACCCUCGUGGCCCCGCCCAGAUCUGUCACCCUGACACAGGCCACUGCCUCCAGUGCAUCAACAAUACCGGUGGACACCAGUGUCAGCUCUGUGCUCCCGGGUUCACUGGAGAUGCCAAAGCGCACAACUGCAAGUGGAUGGACCCACGGAUCCUCCCCACAUCAGCAGCCAGAACCACAACACAAAGCAAAACUUCAGGUGCAUCCUCCAAGACUAGCACCACUUUGGCUCCCUCAGCUUCAACACUGAGCCACAACACAAGUGUGAUGGCGAGCACCACAACCACCACCACCACUGCGACCACCACCCAGGCCCUGCUGACCAGCCUGAGCAGUCCCACAGACAACACCACUGCGGCUCUGACGGAAGUCUCCUGGACCCAGUUUCACAUCAUUAUCCUGGCCGUCAUCAUCCUGGUGGUGGUGGUGCUGCUCGGCUUCGUUGGAGGUGUGUACAUGUACAGAGAGUACCAAAACCGCAAACUCAACGCCCCCUUCUGGACCAUAGAGCUGAAAGAAGACAACAUCAGCUUCAGCAGCUACCACGACAGCAUCCCCAAUGCUGACGUGUCGGGCUUGCUGGAGGAUGAGGCAACAGAGGUGGCGCCCAAUGGCCAGCUGGCGCUUACCACACAGGGAAACUGCUACAAGGCCUAGCACACCCUGUCCUCCCUAUAGCUAUAUUUAGAGAUAACAAAAGCUGCUGGAAAUGACCAAAAUCCAAAGCUCUUCCCAUGUCUGACUGCUUCUUCUUAAGCUGCUUGGCCUCAACAUUUCAUAACACAAACCUCUGCAAUGAAGUGGAUGUGAUCCAAGAGAGGAGACGUUUUACGUUUUUAAUAGGGUUUUCUCUCCUGGAGUGAAGCGAUUGGUAAGAAUGAGCCAAAGAAAAAAAGGCUACAUCAUAAGUGGUACCUGUAGGUGGCAUCGUUCUGCAGGAAAAUUGGUAUCAUAUGAGACAAGGUUGUCAAAUGGAUGACACAUAAAGCAGAUAGAGAACUGGAGACAGGAGUCUAGCAUUUCCCCUUUGUUAAAAAAACAACUGGACCGUGGAAUUUGGGAGUGGAUCACUCGGAGCAGUGGUCCAAUCAAACUAAGACAAUGAUUGUUAUUUAAUGAAUUUUUAAUUCUGUUCUUAUUUAUUGAUCGAUGUUUUGUUCCUGGGAGAAAUGCUGCACAUGUUGUAUGACGUGUUUAUUCAUGUUGUUUUAUCUUUCGUGCUGUUGAACGGUAAAUUCUGAACAGGCCAGUAUGUUCACAUGUGUAGUUUGUGUUUUUGUAGAAAAUACAAAGGCUGCUGGUACAAGCUUUUCUUACAACCUCAUGUUUUAUUCGGUGUUCAUGGCUUCUCAUAUGUCAAAGCGAUACUGCAGGGGUUUUUUUUGGUUCUUUUUUUGUUUUGUUUUUUAAGGUGUAGUUUUACGAGGACGAAAAGUCAAAGCUAAAUGUUCUAGAGAGACUUAACAAAAAGAUAUUUUAAAAAAUCUCCACCUGCUUAUGUCUAUGAUAUCUCAUUCUCUGAUUUGAAACUGACGUUUGUGAUGUCAUAAUUCUUCUGCACCAUAGUCUAAACUCAAAACAUUCUUCUGUAUUCAUAUUUGAACCAAGAUAAGGCAAUUUUAAAUAAGGAGCCCUUCACUCAUCACUUGGAAAUUUUGUCUUCUGUACAUUUAACUUAAUUUAAAGGAUCAUUCUGAAUGUAUUAGAUAAUAAUUAAAUAAUUAAUUAGAUAAGACAUUAUAAAAAUGAGGCAGGUAAACUCAAUGUUUCAAAUUACAUGAACACAUCUUAGCAGUUUAUUUUUCAACUUUUUUUUCCCCAGAAGCAAAAGUUGAACUCUGGCAUAUUCAAAUUCUAGUCUUUCUUUGGGGUUUUGCUUUGCAUUAGAGGUAAAUGAUUACUCAUUGAGAAACUGGGAUUAGUGAGUGUGAAACUAGGAUUCGUUGGUAACAAAAACACCUUUUCAGUCCUAAAAUAAGGCAUUGGUAUCAAAUACAAUUAGUCCCUGAGUGGAAAUGGUCAAAAUAGAGAGUUAUUUAAGGCCUAAGUAUUUGUGUAUUUUUACUGGACAAGUCUUGAGUUUGACGUCCAACUAAAUAACUAGUUAGACUAGUUUUACGGUCAGCUGGCUUCACUUCAGAGUCAGUGCUGUCUGUGUCAUAUUGCGGCGCUUCAUCUCACCUGACCAAUCCCUUUGUUAAAAAGAGUUCCACCUUAUCUGAUAAGAUCACUCCUUGCUUAUAUGUAAGGAGUGUUUGUCUUACUGAUAAGAGCAGGACAGCGUGGGCUUGUUACGUAAACUCCUACUCCUAAACAAAUCUGCUCUCUGUUUCUACCUCAGUGGCCAUUCCCAAAAUUCCCCCCACUUCCGCCGUGUGUGAUUGGAAAUUGUGGAGGUUGGGCUCUGUGAUUCAUUACCUGCCAGCCAAAAUAUUCACAACACCAGUGACAGUACUUUCAUAGAGUGAAACCAAUAUCGGCGAUGUACAAAGGCGGCCUACAAUUAGUCAUGGUUACACAAUGAAGUUUUACCAACUCAGAAUCAUACCAGUGCACCUGGCCCUGCUCCUAGAUCCUAUGUUGUCUCUGUUGUUUUUUAGCUUGCUUUGAAACAGUGCGCUUGUUUUUAAUACCACGCUGAACAAAUAAGUAAAGCUAAUUACAGACUUAACUCCUCAGGUACUGGCUUUUUCCUUAAUGUGAUAAGUGUAAAUAUAAUGACUGUACAGAUUAAUGUGAAUAUUAGCACUAUUAAUGUACAGGUAGUAUACUGUGUGUACACUGUUGACUGGACAUGUUCUCAACCUUCCACUGUUCAGAGUGUGAUGCUGUCAUCAGCCUUCAGUUGUUUUUUGGGGGAUUUUUUUGUUGUGCUUUUGUUUGUUUUUUUCCAUAACAUCUGCCAUAUAAACCACCACGGCACUGAUAACUACACCGUGAACUUUAUCAAAAGGGUGUAAAUAUUGAGCCUCAAAAGUCGAAUAAAAAAUGGGUAUAACUGUA